Cavenderia fasciculata is the source of this 1908-nucleotide messenger RNA. RefSeq lists its product as uncharacterized. The record is from RefSeq and is a predicted model, not a curated record. The transcript has 2 exons. NCBI's taxonomy places the organism in Eukaryota, Evosea, Eumycetozoa, Acytosteliales, Cavenderiaceae. The coding region runs from base 1 to 1908 and encodes 635 amino acids.
AUGAAUGCAGCAAUUUCAUUUUCAUUACCCAUACUUUUACAAAAAAAGAUAUUAGAGUUUAUUUUAGAAAAAGAUGUUGUUAUCUAUCAAUCAAAUAUGAAAAGUGCAUCAAUCAAUCUAUCUCUAGUAUCAUGGAAAUGGUUUGAAUGGGUUAGUCAAGUGUAUAGUGAUUCAUUGACAAACCUAGGGUUACAAUCUUUUUUCAAAAGGUUCACCGCCGAUCAAACAAUGCAAAAGAGAUUAGAAUCAAAAUAUUGUCUUUUUAAAAGUAUUAGUAAUUGGAAAACUGAUAUUGAUGGAGCCCAUGUAAUCAAUAUUAAUAGUGAAAUGAAAUCAAAUUUAAGAAUAGAAAUUGAAAAGCAAAAAGAAAUAGAAAUAGAAAUAGAAAAAGAAAAGGAAAAACAGAAAUCUUCUACUUCUUCUUCUUCUUUGACAAAGAAAAAAAAGACAACAAAUAUAUUAUCAAGUUUAUUUAAAAAAGAAAAAAAACAACAACAACAAAUAGAAGCAUCUAUCGAUACCGUAUUGUCAAUACCAAGAUAUACAUCAACUAUGUAUUUUAGAUUGGAGAGAAUGGAAUUUUAUAACAAAUUUAUGGCACAUGGUUUAAAAAGAUUGACAUUUGGGUAUAGGUCGUUGGGAACUGAACCAUUUUCAAUGGUUCCAAAUUUACCAGAAACGGAAUUGAUGCGCAUUAUGGAAUUGUCAAAAUCAACACUUCAAAGUUUAAAUAUCAAUCAUCCACAUAUUCCAAAAUGUAUUCCUACGUGUUUGAUUGAUUGUACCAAUAUCACUGCAUUGUCCAUUUCCAUCCCUCGAAAGAAAACAGAAACCGAUCAAUUCUUUAUUCGAAGCAUUGAAUUGGUUGCUAGAGGUUUGGAAAGCUUGUCCAUCUUUUUCCCUCUCAAUGCACAAGACGUACAAUUUCCAGAAAGUUUUAUGAUUGAAAACUAUCAAUACGCCAAAGACACGGUCGUCAAAGUACUCGACAAUGACGCUCUCAAGAGUAAUCUAAAGAUUCUACACGUUGAAUUUUUACCAAGUCUCGAACUUUCAAAUGUAUUGUCACAAUACACAUCACUCAAAGAAUUAAAGUUUAAUCGAUCUCGACUAUCAAGUAUCAAUCAACUAGGAGACAUGCAACCAUUUUUAAAUGAUUCCAAGGUAUCUAGUAUCAACAUACCAAUAGAUUGUUCAUUUGGCAAGUCCAAAGUACACUUAAACAAUCAUCUAUGUGAAUUGGUAUUCCAUUUAUACGCUUAUCCAAAGGAUAUAUUUCAAUAUAUAUUUGACAGUGUCUUACCAUCAUCCAUUUCCUCACUCUCUAUUCACAGUUUCAACGAUACCUCUGUACCAACUCCCAAUCUAACUGUCUUUCAACCACUCUCGCACAGUCUACAAAAGGUUGAUUUUCUAUUAGACUAUUCUCAUUUAGUACCCAUUCUAGAGUUGGUUCAAGCUUGUCCAUUGAUUCAACACAUUGUCAUCAAUAUUGGAUAUGUUCAAUCCCGUUUUCAUUCACACUAUCAACAUUGUCUAGCCGAUCUUUUUACUCAUGGGUUUCCACUACUCGUCAGAAUAUUCUCUUCGCCAUUGAGAAUGAUUCGUCAUUUUGAUUUACAGCUUCGUACAGCCGAUAAAUCAUCUGGACGAAUUGAAAAGGUACAUGGUGAAGAAGUACCUAAUCAAAUAUUUGGCUUUCUCAAAGAAGUAUUGUCACAAAAUUGCAAUCAUGGCAACAAUUUAGAGUUUAUUCGUUUCUGUAUCACUGGAAAUGCUCCAUUUAAUCCUCGCUUCAAAGUACCAUUGGUUUUCGAAAGAGAGGUCUCACCAAAAUAUCAUAUCACUGUAAGGGAUGAAUACUCUCCUCGUCUUUAUGAAUUUUCAACUUUAUUUUCAUUAAAAUAA